AUGCGCAACAAAAGGGGUCAAGAUCCCAAUCUUUUCUGUGAAUUUCACAAGGAUACGGGCCACCUAACCGACGACUGCUUCAGUUUAAAGCAAGAAAUUGAAAGGGCCCUGAGAGAUGGAAAGCUCACCCACUUAGUAAAAGGCAGAAAGCGCGAUUACCGCCAAAUUCAGAGACGAGAAGAAGGGGCAGAUAACAAAAAACUCAGGAAGUUAGAAACCCACAUGGUUCAGGGAGGUCCACGAAAGCCAAGGAAAAACUACAACAAGCGCACACAAGACGACUCGUGGAGCAAGCGACAAGUUAUUUUUCCCGUUGUUAGAGGGGGCCCAAGGGAAAAGCGACCGAUAGUCAUCUCAGGAGUAAUUGGCCAUUACCAAACAGACUACAUUUUCAUCGAUCCGGGAAGCACCGCGGACAUCAUAUAUGAACAAUGCUUCAACCAAUUUGAUCAGGAGGAUAAGGCGCGCUUAGAACCAGUCGAUUACCCACUCACUGGUUUCUGCAACGAAGCCGUCUUUCCCCUGGGACAGAUAUCAUUCCCGGUGUUACUCUCAGAUGGAAGAAAUUCAAGAACGGAAGAUGUCAUGUUCAUGGUGUUACCAGCGCAUUCAAGACACGACAUCCUUCUAGGAAGGGAGUCCCAAUGA
This is a messenger RNA of Helianthus annuus (common sunflower), 648 nucleotides long. RefSeq lists its product as uncharacterized. Bases 1 to 648 code for a protein of 215 amino acids. The record is from RefSeq and is a predicted model, not a curated record. Lineage: Eukaryota; Viridiplantae; Streptophyta; Magnoliopsida; Asterales; Asteraceae. The transcript has a single exon.